AUGCUCGCUUCGUCCACUUCAAAGAAUAGAUAUCGAACACACAAAAGACCUACUCGUACGAGUGAUCAUUUAAGUAUCGGAGUGGAAGGAGUUGCUUUUGGGUCAAUCAAGAUGAAACAAAAUAGAAAAAUCAAACCCUCAACACUUUCAACAACAAAUGCACAAUUACAUUCAAUAUCUUCUCAGGAUUUCUUUCAAAGAAAUGAAAAUUUGGAGAGUGUUCAAUCGUCAAGAACAUUUCGUGAAGAAAAUUCGAGGAAGGAAGAAGAACCACACAGCACCGAGUCGUCACUACAACUGCAUGUGGAUGAUCAAUCAUCCAUUGUAAAUUUGAAUUCUUGUGAUUUGGAUGUUUCCCGAAUAUCCUCACAUGUUAAGGAGGAUAGUUUUUCUUCUCCAUUCUUGAAUCUCGACUUUGAGGAUUCUAUUAUGUAUAGUACUCGUACUAUAUUACCACCGCCGUCACCUCGCUCAUCAUCCCAACAACUCAUUCCAAACACUGCCGAACCAUCCAUGAUGAAUGGUAUCAUUGACUCAAUGACGACCACUACGAACCAUGCUUCCAACCCUUCCAUCCACUUUCCAACAUCUUCAACCAUUACAGUUUGUUCAAAAAAUCUUUUACAACAAGAAUAUUCUUCAUCAAAUCCAGCAACAAUUUCCAAAGAGAGAACAACCCCUCAAAAAAAAGGCCAUUCCCUUAAAAAAAAAACUUCUAAACCUCCAAUCACACCACCACCACAACAACUCUCAAAAUUAGAAUCAUCAUUCCAUGCGAAUUCCUCUCCCCUGAAGAAAUUAGAAUUGUAUUGUAAUAAUGAAAAGUACAUUUACAAUGAUUUUGAUUUUGUAUUAGCCUCCGAGGAGUACAUCUCCUCAGAAAAUGAAAAGACUUGUCCCAUUCCGAAAUGGAACAAAAUCACUCAAAACAUUCCUUUGACUUUCAUCGAUGAUCUUCAUUCGGAAUAUAUCCUACAACCAUUGGAAAGAACUCAACAUUCUUUGAAUGAGGAUGAACAUGGCUCUCCUUUGAAAUCAAGAAAUUCCAACACGGACUCGAAAUCAUUCUUCCUUACUGAUCAUUGCAUGAAUGAACAAGAUCAUGAGGAUACCUUUGAAUACAAAGAAUCAGAACAAGAGGAUGUUUUUCCAUCAACGAAUCAUGUCUUGCUGACCAAAGAUGGUGUCCAAGUAUAUGAUCACAGCUUUGCGUCAAAUUCUUCUCCAUUACCACCUCUCGAACGUUCUGCAUUCGCAAUGUUGCCAAUUCGACCUCACACGAGUAUGAGCUUUUUUACUUCAAACUCGAGAACAUGCAAAACGACAUGUUCAUCACCCCAUUCAAGAAGUAGAGACAUGUCGUCAAGAAGCAUGUUAUCAAAAGAGUCAUUACUAAAGGAGGACCAUGAAAGAAGAUGGUCACCGUCAUCACCACCACCACCAUACCUGACCUCCAACAACAACAAGAUGGAUGAAUGGAAUUUAUAUCCUUCUCGUUCGAAAAUUAUUUUGGAACAUCUCAUCCAUACGAAACCCAUUGUUAGGACAACUUCCACCACCACCGCUAAUAAUAACAACAACAACAACAACAACACAGGAAUUAGAACUCAUGACAGAAUUAGCAACACAUCAAGGAGUUCUUCUUCUCAACGUAGCAGACCUCUAUCGAUGAUGACGUCUUCAAUGGAUUGGAAAGCUCAACAAGAGGAGGAUAGGAUUGAGGUGAGGUUACCCGAUCAAUCCUUACUCUCAGCUACAUCCAAACCUUUGAUCAACAGAUCAAUAUUAUAA
Naegleria fowleri is the source of this 1791-nucleotide messenger RNA. RefSeq lists its product as uncharacterized. NCBI's taxonomy places the organism in Eukaryota, Heterolobosea, Eutetramitea, Acrasida, Naegleriidae. The coding region runs from base 1 to 1791 and encodes 596 amino acids. The record is from RefSeq and is a predicted model, not a curated record. The transcript has a single exon.